AGAAGAAGAGGAAGAAUAGAAUGAUGGAGAAGAGGAGAAGAAAAAGAAGAAGAUGAGUAGAUGAUAAGAAUAAAAUGACGAUUUUGAGUAGAAGAAGAAGAAUAAAUAAUAGAACAUGAUGACAAAAAGAUAAUAGUAAGAAGCAGAAGAAGGAGAAAAAGAAGAAGAGCUACAACAUGAUGAUGAAGAAAAAUAAGUAGGAGAUGAAGAGAAUAAGAUAACAUGAGAAAAGAAGAAGAAGCUGAUGUAUUACUAUUAUUACAUUCAUUUAAACUACAUAAGUCACCCAAUCCAUAAUAUUUGGUGAAGCUGAAUUUUUGCAGGAUGUUAGUAUACAUAAUUAAUAGCCUGGAAUCACAAUAUACUCAUUUUUCUCUCACUUGCUCUAUAAGGUCAACUUUUGUAAAGAUAUCCAAUACUCCAGAAUCAUUACCCGAAAAAUGUUGCGUUUUCGGAACUAAUUAUCAAAACUGCCCUUUUUCACUAUCUCGUAACUGGACUAUUAUUAACUAAUGAGCUGUUUAACAUGCAUUUGAACAUGAAGAUUCUGAAUUUAUCACUUUUAUACCCUGGCCACCAUGGGCGCCGACUUAUCAAAAUCUUUGGGUGGGCUCAUUGGUUAGGGGUCUGGGGAGGGGUUUUUUCCAUAUAAUUGAUCAGAAUUUUUUGUGGACUCAGCCCCCCAAAAUAUUUUUUGGGUGGGCUCCACAGCCUACCUACCUACCUACCUACCCAGACCUUAUGGAAUCGGCAUCAGUGCUGGUCACUUUUUUGAAAACUGAGUAUCCUACCAUUAUAAUAUAAUGGAGAACUUCGUUUCUCUGAUACCUUUUUGGCUAUUGCAUUUUGUGUUUCACACAGAAAGGACUUGUCACGGUUGAUUAUAAGAAUCGUUCAAUGGUGGGUGUUGAGCUUUGAAAAUGCUGCUUUUGUUUAUUGAAGCCCCGCUUAUGCUGGGGGUGCUACAGGCUGGUUGUUGUCUUGUUGAAGACAGUCUGCUGUUUGUCCUCUUUCUGGAUGGUUGAUUGUGUUGUGAUAGUUUCGUGUUUGCCGUCUUGGUCUCGAGCAAUUGACUAAAAGUGAAGAGACUAAGUUACUCGCCAAUGUGAAUAAUCGAGCUUCCGCGAUGUCAUUUACAGUGUGCUCUUACAAAGGCUGCACAAACAGUGCAGCAAAAAUCAAAGGACUGAAGAUGUUCCGUUUUUCCAAAUCUUUAUCAGAAAUUUGGAUACGUCAUACAGGAAAUUCUGAUUUGAUUGGACUAUCUCCAACAAAAUUGAACAAGCUAAAGAGAGUCUGUGAGCAGCAUUUUCGAGAAUCGGAUAUUCUGCCAAGUGGCCGAUUGAUGAAUGGCGCUGUUCCAUUGUGCUACGUUGCACCAGAAGUAAUACCUGGCCCUUCACACCCACCACUUGUUCCAGAAUCCCCUACACCGACUCUUAAUAGAUCAUCAUCCACUCCCCGAAAAUAUAGAAAUAUUAGUGCAUUGGGUAAUCCUCCCGUCUCGCCAUCACCAACUUCUCCAUCACUCAGCACCCCAUCUGGCAAGUUUUGGGUGAAUAAUGUAUCACCAUCGCCAAAGCUGAAGUCGGUGAAUAGAGCUUUAUUUGGUUCAUCGAAUAAGAGUUUGGAAGAGAAAGUGAAAGUGUUGUCAACGAAGGUUGCAGUCUUGAGAAAUAAGUUAGCUAGUAAGAGAGCAACUAUUUACAGGUUGAAGAAGCUUGAAACAAAAAAGGGUUUCUGA
Nilaparvata lugens (brown planthopper) is the source of this 1744-nucleotide messenger RNA. RefSeq lists its product as uncharacterized. The record is from RefSeq and is a predicted model, not a curated record. Bases 1127 to 1744 code for a protein of 205 amino acids. The transcript is spliced from 2 exons. NCBI's taxonomy places the organism in Eukaryota, Metazoa, Arthropoda, Insecta, Hemiptera, Delphacidae.